Molecule: messenger RNA, 586 nt
Organism: Hibiscus syriacus
Lineage: Eukaryota; Viridiplantae; Streptophyta; Magnoliopsida; Malvales; Malvaceae
Product: calcium-binding protein KRP1-like
Exons: 1
Coding region: 112-483 (123 amino acids)
Molecular function (GO): calcium ion binding
Source: RefSeq, a predicted model, not a curated record
ACACUCUUCUAUAUAUUCCAUCCCAACAUCCCCAGACAUUCCAUUCCACAAAAACAUCAAUCACCAAAGUUUAAUUUCUUCGUGCUCGUUUCCUUUGUUAUUACGUCAACCAUGUCUGCAAUUCCUCCUUCAGUUUCACAAAACUCUUCGAAUUUCCAUGAUUUCUUUCCCGUGAUGGCCAAAAAGAUCGGAGGUGAUGGUCUGAUAGGGGAGCUCUGCAAUGGGUUCAACCUGUUGAUGGACAGUGAGAAAAGGGUCAUCACUUUUGAUAGCUUGAAGAAGAAUUCGGCGCUUUUGGGGUUACAUGACUUGACGGAUGAUGAUUUGAGGUCAAUGAUGAAAGAAGGUGAUUUCGAUGGCGAUGGUGCGCUUAACCAGAUGGAGUUUUGUGUGUUGAUGUUCAGGUUGAGCCCUGAGUUGAUGGAAGCAUCUCGGUUUUUGUUAGAGGAGGCUUUCCAACAUGAAUUUAAAGAUUUUCAUUGAUACUUUUUAGUUUCUUGUUUCAUUCUAUAUUUGUCUUUCUAAUGAAAUUAUUAAAUAUACAGACAGAAUAGAGAAAAAAUAAAAAAAUUAUGAAGAUUUUACA